This is a messenger RNA of Cydia pomonella (codling moth), 2198 nucleotides long. RefSeq lists its product as uncharacterized. The record is from RefSeq and is a predicted model, not a curated record. The coding region runs from base 801 to 1823 and encodes 340 amino acids. The transcript is spliced from 2 exons. NCBI's taxonomy places the organism in Eukaryota, Metazoa, Arthropoda, Insecta, Lepidoptera, Tortricidae.
GACGAUAUUUGGCUAAAUACCUGCAAGGCUAAGGAUAAGAUAGCCGGUUUUUAGGGUUCCUAAAAAAAAAUUAAAUACGUUUUAAAGGACGCUACCGCACUUUGGACCCUCCAGACAAAAUAGACCUACCUAUUUUUUCUAAUUUUUUCGAUGUUUUGUUGUGGGACAUUAAGUCAGGGUGUAUGAAUGUGCAAUUUAACGUAAAAUAAUGCCGCUGUUUUUUUUAAAUCAUUUUAUUAAUAUUUAAGGAGUUCUAAGAAUUGAUUUAGGGGUGCGUUCAAACUUUUCGUUCCUAUUACAUUUAUUUCAUUUUGAUGGCAAGUUGAAAAAUUGGACAUUAUUUAAGAGGAUAGAUAGUCAACAAAAUAAUUUAAAAUCAAACAGUGCCUAAAAAACAUUGUACAUGCCGUACCUAUCAGCUUUAAUCGUAAGUCCACUUUAUUCACAUGAAAAAAUAUAACCCAUGCAAAUAUCGCUAUCUCUUUCUAUCGUACCACUGUCUUUUUGUCGGCCCUCUCCGACAGAAUCAGUGACAACAAAUGAGAAGGGGGAGAGGACGCAAAAUAGCAUAAAUGCCAUGCUUUUAUAAUUUUAUAAACAGUACGAUUUGGACAGCGGUCAAUUGAACACGUGAAUUGAGUUAUGCACAAACUAUUUCAAUAAAUAAAAAUCAUUAGGCAUUAUAUUCGCCAUUUGUGCAAUAAAAUAUAAAUCAAUAAACCUUAGUCAGUGAAUAAAAUCUGUUCUAAACGACAAGUUGGUGUUUAAAGCACAUUGUACCUAUAUCAGGUUUUGCCACAAUGGCGAUGAAAAAGAAAUUAGAAGAAUUAAGGACUGUACUCGAAAAAAUCAAAUACGUGAGAGAAGGUAUCAAUGUCACCGAAACCACAUUAUCUAAAAUGUGUUUAUCACCACAAGAAAAACAAUGUGCGGCUAAUGUCCAGAAUGAAAAGGUGCUAGCAGCGACAGCAAAAGUGGACAAUAUACACACAAAACUAAGUGAACUAGAAGAACAAAUGAAGGCGGAAUUGAAUAAUAUCAAAAGGCCAGAAUUUACAUCACCUAAAUUUCGCCAUCCGCUAAAUUUUCUUGAAGAUCUAACCGAUUACUUAGAAGAUAUACCUAGUGAAUAUCGCACAGUUGAAAACAUAGUUGAUUGUUUACAAGGAGACGCUUACAGUUGGGCAAUAAUAUUUAAAGAACGUUGGUCGAAUAUUGAAGAUUUUAAGAAAGAUUUUCUUGAAUACUACUGGGGCCACGCCGAACAGAGCCUGCUGAGGAGAGAAAUUGUUUGCGGUGUAUGGGAUAGUAAACGAGAGACUAUGGCAGAGCACUUUACUCGUCUGGAAGCUCAAGCAAAAUUGCUUACCAGGAAAAUCGCCGAUGAAGACUUGAUAUUCGACAUCAUGAGUCAUUUUUCAGAGAUUGUCCUAAGUAAGUGGCAGGUAAGUAGGCAAAGAACUAUAUCAGCAGCAGUUGCUUUUCUACAGCAAAUGGAUAAUGAACUGCCAGAUAAGUGUAAAAGUACUAAACCGAAAAUUAGACAACCGAUAUCUGAUGACAACGUAAUAGAUCUAAAUGAUACAGAUGAAGAUUAUGACGAUAUCGAUGACGCACCUAUGGUGCGUUUUAAUGAACAACACAAUAAACACAUAGUCAGUUCAAUUGAACAAUGCGAAAAGUUGGUAAAAGAAACUGUAAUUAUUCCGACUCAAUUAACAGAAAAGAGUAAAGAAGCCCUUAGUCAGAGUUCAGGUAAUCAAAUAAUAAACAUUAAUGCUCAGAAACCAGUGUGGGAAAAGAUGUGGACAAACUGGCCAUAAAGAAUAUAAACUUAUUUAUGACAAAAUUAAACAAUGUACUUAAAAUUACUUACCUAAAAUAACUGUCUGAAAUUAUUGUAACUAUACUUAGGUGGUAGUAUAACCCUUGGAGUGGUAGGCCGUCGACUCCCAGCCGAUUAUGUCAUUUAAAUUUCAAAUUUGAUUAAUUGAAAUAAAAUCGAAAUUCCAAUCACUCAAAAACUACAUAUACAUAUGCCACUUGAAGAGUUAUGACCAGGAGACGACGUUGUGUUACCAUGACGUAUUUGUAUUGUCUUUUUACUUUGUUUUAAUUUAGUGUUGAUAUUCCAUGUAUUUUAUAGAAUUUAAGGGUAUUUACUUUUAUAUCGUAAUAUAACUAAAAUAUAUCAUAUA